AAGAUAUGAUCUGUCUUGGCUUCUUUAAAACCCUUGUAGCCUUCUCUUAUCUUUCUCACUUCAAAGGAAAAGAAAAAAAAAAGAAACAAAGCUCAAAGCUAGUAGUUCCAAGAUUGUGAGCAUAUAUACUUCUUCUUAACAAGAAGAAGAAGUAACAAGAAGUAACAAGAAACAAAGAGCGAGCGAGAGAGAGGAAACAAAAGAAAGUUUUUAGGAGAGGGGGUGGUGGUGUUAGCAGGAGAGGGGGUAUAUAGAAAGAAAGUGAAUUUUCAGUCCUCAAAAUAGGUUACGGUGUGAAAUACCAGGGGGGGUGUGGGGGGGUGGGUGUUGGGGCUAAGUUAUGCGAACAGGAGCAUCUAAUUGUGCAGUGCAACAGACCCUCACCACAGAGGCUGCUUCAGUUUUGAAGCAUUCUCUAAGCUUGGCCAGGAGAAGGGGCCAUGCACAAGUCACCCCUCUUCAUGUUGCUGCCAUUCUCUUAACCUCAAGAGUCAGUCUUCUUAGAAGGGCUUGUCUCAAAUCACAACCAAAUCAUAUAGCCACUUCUCCUCAUCAUCAUCAUCCUCUUCAGUGUAGAGCUCUUGAGCUAUGUUUUAAUGUGGCACUUAAUAGGCUUCCAACAAGUCCUGGUCCACUUCUUCAUGGCCAGCCUUGUUUGUCUAAUGCUUUAAUUGCUGCACUCAAAAGAGCACAAGCUCAUCAGAGAAGAGGCUGCAUAGAACAACAGCAGCAGCAGCAGCCUCUUUUGGCUAUUAAGGUUGAGUUAGAGCAGCUCAUUUUGUCCAUUUUAGAUGACCCUAGUGUUAGUAGGGUUAUGAGAGAAGCUGGUUUCUUUAGCACUGCAAUUAAAAGCAAUAUAGAGGAAUCAGCUUCUUCUGUUUCUUCAGUCUUUCAGUGUUACAAUAGUAGCCCUGCUGGGAUUUACUCUACACCUAGCUCUCCUCCUAAUUCUGAGAACCCUACUAGUAAUAGUUUUUGGAAUAAUUCCCAAAACCCUCUUCUCUUUUCCCCUCACAAGUACAACCAAAUUAAUACAGCUUCUGUAGAUAUUAAGUUGGUUAUUGAUGUGUUGCUGAGGAGUAACAACAACAAGAGGAGGAACGCAGUGAUAGUUGGUGACAGCGCGUCCAGCACAGGAGGGCUUGUUGCAGAACUGAUGGGGAAAGUGGAGAGAGGAGAUGUACCUGAGGAACUGAAAGGAUCACACUUUAUAAAAUUUCAGUUCACAGCAGCACCACUCAUGUUGAUGAAAAGAGAGGAAGUGGAGCUGAAUAUCUCAGACCUGAAAAGGAAAGUGGAAUCUCUUACAGGAAGUAGUAGAAGAGGAGUCAUUAUCUACACAGGUGACUUGAAAUGGACAGUUGACAGUCUUGCUGAUCAAAGAGGAUUAUCAAUGUCUAAGAAAGAUUACUCUACUACUGUUGUUAAUUACUAUAGUCCAGUUGAUCAUCUUGUAGCUGAGAUAGGAAGGCUAGUUUCUUCCUACAACAACAGCAGCUCAAAUGCAAAGGUUUGGUUGGUGGCUACAGCAAAUUAUCAGACUUAUAUCAAGUGCCAAAUGAAACAACCUCCUCUUGAUAUUCAGUGGUCUCUUCAACCUAUUUCUGUUCCAUCUGGUGGUCUUGGCUUUAGUCUCAAUUGUACAAGUGGUCAUGAACCAAGAAUACCAUUCUCUCAACAAAUAUUUGAGAAAAAGCCAGUUCCUAGCAAGGAGGAAGAAGAUGCACUCAGCUGUUGUGCAGAAUGCAGCUCCAAUUAUGAAAGAGAAGCUAGGUUGAAUUGUGGCCAGCAGAAAACUUGUGCAUUGUAUUCUAUUACAUGUGACACUAAGGAUUCUGACAAGGGUCCAUCCCCAUUGCCUGAUUGGCUCAAACCACAUGACAUUGAUACCACUAAGAAGGAUGAUUUGGCUGAGUUGAAAAGAAAGUGGAGCAGCUUGUGCCAAAAUCUUCAUCAAGGAAAGACUAAUCAAAGUCAAAUAAGUUCAGUUUUGUGCAAUGAAUACAACAGCAGUGGGAAGAAUUACUCCUUCAAUUCACUGUACCCAUGGUGGCCUAACCAGAACAGCAUAAUCACAGAGUGCAAAUCAAUUUCAUUUUGUGAUCCUCCAAGUUUGAAGCCUAAUCAGGGAGCCAGCACUGUGCCAAGAUUUAGAAGACAACAAUCGUGCCAUAUCGAGUUCAGUUUCAGCAAUGGCAACUCUAAAGAAAAUCAAUCAGUUGAGCCAAACUUGGAUUCUCUUAAAAUCAGCGAAGGGAAAGAAGUGAAAAUCACGCUUGCUCUUGGGAAUUCAAAGCUUUCUAACACCGGGAGUACUUUGGGAGAAGAGAUGCUCAAAAUGUUACAAGAAAAUUUGCCAUGGCAAAUGGAAAACAUGCAUACUAUUUUGGAUGUAUUGAUGGAUUUCAGCACAAUCAAGAAUUGGCUGCUGAUUCAGGGGAAUGACUCAAUCGGGAAACAAAGAUUGGCUCGAGUUAUAGCAAAAUCUGUAUUUGGUUCUGCUGACUUGAUCCUGUGCAUAAACAUGAGAAAGAGGGAAAAUACGAAUCAUCACGUUGAAUUGCUCAACAAGUCCUUAAGGAAUAAUGAAAAGCUUGUUGUCCUGGUGGAAGAUGUUGAUUUUGCUGAUUCAGAGUUGUUGAAAUUUCUUGUGGAUGCCUUUGAAAAUGGGAGCUCUAGCCAUUUGUUCAUCUUAGCAAGGACAAGUGAUAAUCUCACUGAUGGAAACACAGAGUCUGUUAUCCAGAUGAAACUGCUGGUAAGUGAGAAUCCUGGAUCAGUAUGUAUUGAUCAUAAGAGAAAAUUAGCUGAGUGGGAAUUGUCUUUGCCUAACAAGACCAAGAGUCCAAGAAACGAUAUGAUGGAAGAUGUCUCCUCAAUUACUGCUCGAAAUGGGAAAAUGAAGAAGGAAUUCACUAGGCAAUUGAGCUCAAACGCCCUUGACCUCAACAUCAAAGCAGACGAGGUCGAUGAGGAGGAUGAAAACGAAGCCAGAACUGAUGAUUUUAGCCCCAUUUCAAGUGACUUGACUCGCGACACAGCUAAUGAUCAACAUCACAACAACGACAACAACAAUCCACCACUUGGCUUUCUCGACCACAUCAAGAACCGUCUUGUCUUGAACCGCGAUUCAUCUCAAGAAAAGCAAAUGAGAGAGGUGUUCAUGUUCAAGAUGAGAAGGUCAUUGGAGGAAGUCUGUGGGAGUAAAAUACUAGACAGUUUCUGCUUGGAGGAAAUGGUGUUGGAGAAGGUUUUUGAGGGGUGUGGUUCAUUUCUCAACAGCUUGUUUGAUGAAUGGCUAAAAGACAUUUUUCAAACGAGCUUGCAGAUGGUUGACAUGGACAAACUCAAAGAGAAAGAGAUUGUGAUUAUCAAGCUUUGUUUGGGUAAAGAUGAGAUUGGCUUACACGAUGGUUUCAAAGGUUCAUGUCUUCCUAGAGGGAUUCAAGUUUCUAUCGUGAAUUAAGUACGUAGUCGCUUCUAUAACAUGUUGUUUCCCUUGCCUAUGCACCACUAUCACGUGUCCUGUAACUAGCUAGCUACUCUUGUUUCUUAAUAGAAUGUCUACUUUGUUUUCAGUGUUUUGUUGCCAAUAUACACUUAAACCCCUUUAAUUUC
Molecule: messenger RNA, 3618 nt
Organism: Nicotiana tabacum (common tobacco)
Lineage: Eukaryota; Viridiplantae; Streptophyta; Magnoliopsida; Solanales; Solanaceae
Product: protein SMAX1-LIKE 4
Source: RefSeq, a predicted model, not a curated record